AUUUGAUAACGUGUGUUGAUGGCUCUAAGAAAGCCAUCCCUCUCAAUGCUUUCCACAGAGAGUGAUUCUGAGGAAUUGCCCACGUUUGCCUUUCUGAAGAAGGAACCACCUUCAGCUGACAGGAGUCAGCCUCAGAGGGAGAAUGUGGUGGUCCCCUCAGAUUCUGAGGCCUCCUGUCCUCUGUCACCAGGCUUGGAAGAUCCACCAUUUGUCCUAGAUGCAGCUGAAGCUCCCACACAAGCAGGGCCAGUCAGAGUGCUAAGCAGUGGAAGUGAGGAUGAAGAUGUCUUUGUCCCCCUGGCUGAGCGGAUCACAUGUAAGUUUUUGACACACAAGCCGCUGAGCCUUGAGCACUCCAGCUCCUCACUUAAAACUGUUUCGGAUCAUCAAAAUAAUACAAGUGGACCAUGUGACUGGAAAAAGCAGCCAUUUCCAAAGAUCCCUGCUGACGUUCCUCUGCGCAGUGCCUUAGAGAAGAGCCCAGCAAAUGACGGGGACUCUGUCUUACACAGUCUAUGCCAUCAGCUUCCAGAUCACCAGUAUACCUGCAGCGAGUUGGCAGUAACUAAAACAAUUCCUGACAUCCCUCUACCUCAGAAGAGAACCAAGCGCAGUCAGAAGGUCCAGAGAAGAGGCUCUCGGGGAGGCUGGCAGCCAAGCCAAGCAAGCAGGAAGGAAAACACCCCAAGGCCGUCCGAGAAGAAAAAGAAGGCAGCGAUGGUCGAUAGGCUGAAAGCCCAGAGGCCGGAGGAAUGCCUGAAGCAUAUUGUGGUGGUGCUGGACCCAGUGCUUUUAGAGAUGGAAGGUGGGGGCCAGCUCCUGGGAGCACUGCAGUCCAUGGAGUGCAGCUGCGUGAUUGAAGCCCAGGCCGUGCCCCGAAGUAUCACUUGGAGGAGGAGGAUAGAGCUGGUAGAGGAUGGAAAAGACUGGGUGGAAGAGCCGACCAUCCUGGUGUUGCUCCUGGCAGAGGCCUUCAUGUCCAUGGUCAACAACUUAGAGCAGGGAAGUCCAGGCAGCACUGAGAAAGGGAAGGAGACAAUUCGGGGCUUUGUAACUGAUGUCACAGCAAGGACAGGGAAAGCAUUGUCACUGGUGAUUGUGGACCAGGAGAAAUGCUUCAGGGCUCAGAAUCCUCCAAGGAGAAGAAAAUCAGGAAUGGCAAAUAAACAGGCCAAAGAGAAGCAGCAGAAGAAACAAGAGUCUAGCACAAGGCUCAUGAUGUCCAGGGUAGACAUGGAAGAGGCUUUGGUGGAUCUGCAGCUACACACAGAAGCCCAGGUUCGGAUGGUGCAGAGCUGGAAAGAGCUGGCUGACAUCGCCUGUGCAUUUACAAAGGCUGUGGCUGAAGCUCCCUUCAAGAAGCUCCGGGAUCAAACCAGCUUUUCCUUCUGCCUGGAGAAAGACUGGGCUGGAGGGAUGAAAGUGGACCCAGCUGGUAGGGGACUCGCACUAGUCUGGAGGAGGCAGAUCCAGCAGCUGAACCGAGUCAGUUUGGAAAUGGCCAGUGCUAUUGUGGAUACCUAUCCCUCACCACAGCUCCUGGUGCAGGCGUAUCAGCGGUGUUUUUCCGAGCAAGAAUGCCAGAAUUUGCUGGCUGACAUACAGGUACGCCGUGGAGAAGGUGUGACAGCCACCUCCCGCCGUGUUGGGCCAGAACUAUCCAGGCGGAUCUACCUUCAGAUGACCACACUGCAACCAGAUCUCGUCUUAGACAGUGUUGAUUGACACCCCUCAGCAACAGGCUGUUUCCCCAACCUUGAUCCCUGACAGCAGAGAGGGGGCCAGAAGUACGCCCCAGGUACAGUUAGGGAUUGAGUCUCCUUGUGGGAACAGAGAAGGCUGAGACACUUGAAUCUACCUUCACCAGCAUUUACUGGUCCUCUCCCUGCAAGCCAGAUGCCGUGGACAACCGACCACCCCACGCUGCCCCAGUCGACCCUCACAACACAGAGGAGAAAGGCAGACCACUCAGACACGGAUUUAAUAAUUGUAGAAAUCCAAAGAAUAAGCAUCAAAUCUCGAAGUCAGAGUGAACUCUUGCCUGCGGGUUGGCUUGACUAGGCUCAGCCACUGAGCUGCCUCAACCAGCCAGGGAACUAUGACUCGGCUGACUUCUGUUUUCAUGAUGUCACCAUGUGUAGUAUGUACUUUAUCAAUAAAGCAUUUAUACCAAU
This is a messenger RNA of Peromyscus californicus insignis, 2174 nucleotides long. RefSeq names its product essential meiotic structure-specific endonuclease 1 (gene Eme1). Gene Ontology annotation, molecular function: nuclease activity; DNA binding. Gene Ontology annotation, biological process: resolution of meiotic recombination intermediates; double-strand break repair; mitotic intra-S DNA damage checkpoint signaling. Gene Ontology annotation, cellular component: Holliday junction resolvase complex; nucleus. The coding region runs from base 19 to 1725 and encodes 568 amino acids. The record is from RefSeq and is a predicted model, not a curated record. The transcript has 8 exons. NCBI's taxonomy places the organism in Eukaryota, Metazoa, Chordata, Mammalia, Rodentia, Cricetidae.